UGCCCAGUGUGAAACCAGAAGUGACAGAACCUAAAUGUCAGCCAUGGGAGAAAGUACAUCAGUCGCAAUGUGUGUGCAAAAUGCCCUAUGAGUGUGGUCCUUCCCUGGACACCUGUGCUACAGAUCAAAGAACCAAGAGAAACACACCUUUAACUGUUUGCAAGAUGCAUGCCUUGGAGUGCAUGGGCAGAAAAUAUUCUCUUACUAAUGCAGAAAACUGCAAAAUACCUCAGGCACCUGAAAUAUCAUGUGGAUCAUGCCGUUCGUGGGAAAAAUGCGACGCGCAAUCCAACAGCUGUGUUUGUGACAAAGACGAGCGAUGCGAGGAGGGAGGCAUCCAGAUCUGUGCUGAAGUGAGCAGCUCUGCUGCCCAUCGGACCAUGACCGAGUGUGAGGCUGGGCGGCUCAAAUGCCAGGGGGAGACUGUCACCCUUGUCAGCAUAAGGCCCUGUGAUGUACAGAGCCAAUAA
This is a messenger RNA of Fulmarus glacialis (Northern fulmar), 470 nucleotides long. Its product is annotated as complement component C7-like. The record is from RefSeq and is a predicted model, not a curated record. The annotation marks the transcript as partial. The transcript is spliced from 3 exons. NCBI's taxonomy places the organism in Eukaryota, Metazoa, Chordata, Aves, Procellariiformes, Procellariidae.